GAUUCUGCGUUUCUCUCUUUUCAAGUGCUGCCACAUAGACCCGAUCGGCUGUUGCCUAGAUACUAGACCUACAUUUUUAGUAAACACAUCGAGGGUAGCAGGGAGGAAGAUGAGCUUUAUGGUAUAAAGGAGAAAUGCCGAAACCACAAAAGGAAACGAUCAGCAUACCUCCGCCUGGGCGAUGGAACUGGAAUGAUGAAACCCAAGCCCUCGAGUUCACCAGUUUUAGUACAUCUGUGGAGGUAAAAGAAAAGAGAAAAAAGACUAAACCUGUCAAUUUUCAAGAUCUUGCCAGCAAGCGUCCAGAGAGGCAAACGCAGUCAUCGGCCAAGAGGGGGGGACAAAGCAGCAGGAAGACUGUGGGUCCUGCUCAACUCAAUGCCUACAAGUCCUCAGUAAAACGGGGUCAGAGGGACUAUGUGACCAUCGAGGAUGUGAAACAGGUGGCACUCAGUUUGCUGCAGGAGAAUGAUGCACUCCCCAUUCCAUUUAGCUUCCUGUCUGUGUUGAAGAGCAGAGAGCUGGAUGAGUUCCUGGCUGCCCUCCUGCUCUACCUGUCCUGUUACUUUGAGAGGAAGUCUCUGGAGAAGAAGCCCAAGCCUCUCAUGGCUGAGCAGAGUAUCACAGAGAAGCAGGUGAUGGCGGAGACCCUUGCUAAGGUGGAGCUGGCCCAGAAGCAGCUGGCCUUCUGCUACUCCAGCCUGGUCCUGGGCCUGGGCCUAUCCCAGCAGCACCACAUGGCCUGUGGCAGGAGCCGUGUGUCAUUGACCUACAAAGACAGGCAGUUGUAUGAGUGUCUGUACAGCUUCUUCUGCUACGUGGCGUGGGUGACGUUCAGUAGGAAGGACCUGAGGGGCAUCCAGGAGGAGGUGGGGCGCCUGCUGCGUUCUGACACCUUCAACCCCGCCCUCAGGAUCAGGAUAGAUGCCACAGAGGACAGCCUGGCCCAGGACUCCUCCAAAGAGGGACAGACUGAGCCCAAAGUGCACACACAGAGCCACAAUGCCCCAGAGCAAAGGAAGUCCCAGCGUCGUCCGGCCUUGAGUAAGAUGGUGACCCAGCGCUCCCCGGUCAUGGUGUCCCUGCUGCCAUAUCCGCGGGAGGAGGCUCCUCAUCUGUUCUGCCGCUACAGACCCAGGAAGCAGAGCCAGGCCAAGCUGUGUAACCCAGAGACCCUGAUGGAGGAGCUCAAAGAGCAGCUGGCCUCUGUCAGCUUUGGGAUUCUGGGGAAGCCUCUGAGCCAGUUCAGCUGCACCACCCUUAUGCCCCAGGGAGCCAACAAUGAAGAGGAGGAGGAGGAAGGAGGAGGAAGAUGACGAUGAUGAAGACUCCGGCGUCCAUGUUCGAAGCAGUAAGAACACCUUCGUGGCUCAGAGACCUGUCGCAUCAGCAGUGGACCAACGCGGCAGCCUCAGCCGCACCAAUACAGUCAUCUCACGGGCCACCACAGAGGGAGUGUCCUCAGACACAGAGUGAGAGUAUGUGCGCGUCCCCCAAAAUUUGACCAAUAAAAAAAAGAACAAAAACAUAUAAAAUGAUGUAUCUUUAGUCACUGUGUUUCAUAAUUGGCCUUCAAUUCGCAUGUGGCUGAAUGUAUCUCACCAGAGAAAGCAUCCGAUCGAGCGAAACGGCACCCAUCUGUCUCAGUAUAUGUAGCCCAUCUAUCUGAUGCUGUCUGGCCAAAAAGAGUAUGCCAUUGUUGCUGCCCGUAGCAUUGAAUUUAAUAGCAAGGGAAGCUAGCAAGCAUUUUGCCUCCCUUGAUAAUGUUUAAAUUUAAAAAAAAUAACCAAUCAAGCAUUGAGCUAAACUGUGUGAGCUCAAUUGUGAAUGGUCCUGGUGCACCAAAAAAAGUGUCAAUGGAAGCUAGUUUGGAUGUGACUUCACACCAAUCACAUUGCAUCAAAAGCAUUGACGAAAAAAGGUGCAUUUUUGCAUCUCGUUGUGUCGUUGUCCUCCGGUGGCUAGCUAAAAUCGACCCUUGGAGCUUGGAUGGAUAAAAUGAAAAAUUGGAUGGAGAUAAGGAUUUGGACUUGUGGACUUACUGUACCGGCUAGUGAUUAUAACAGUGAUUCAGAUUACAUUUACAUUUACAUUUAAGUCAUUUAGCAGACGCUCUUAUCCAGAGCGACUUACAAAUUGGUGCAUUCACCUUAUGACAUCCAGUGGAACAGCCACUUUACAAUAGUGCAU
Molecule: messenger RNA, 2190 nt
Organism: Oncorhynchus gorbuscha (pink salmon)
Lineage: Eukaryota; Metazoa; Chordata; Actinopteri; Salmoniformes; Salmonidae
Product: protein phosphatase 1 regulatory subunit 36
Exons: 11
Coding region: 135-1316 (393 amino acids)
Biological process (GO): negative regulation of phosphatase activity
Molecular function (GO): phosphatase binding
Source: RefSeq, a predicted model, not a curated record